UGCACUUUUGACACACAAUGUGAUGUGUAAUGUAACACGAUCAAAACCUUCACUCCUGCUUGCCCCUCCUGGUGGACUCCCUCUUUCUCUGUCUGUCUCUGCUCGUUGCUUUUUUUUCUGCAUCAGAGUGGGAUGUAGAUUUCUGAGGAUCUUGCACAAAGUUUUUUUUUUUUUAGCCCAUUAAAUGAUGGAAGCCAGUCAGCUUGGAGCCGUUUGUGAGGAGAGGUUUUUGUAUUGAUGAGACAGAGAACAUUUACUGGAAGUUUUGGGCUUGUUUUUUUAAUGUUUGGAGUGGGAUGGGGUUCAAUCACUAUCUGUGUCUGCUGCUCUGUGCGGCAGCCCUGACAGUUUCGGAGGUUUUUGGUAAAGAUGAGAGCAACGAGGUGCACUGGUGGACCAGGCAGAGCCUCCCGCUGCUGCUGGACACACACACACAGCCUCUAAAGACGCCCUUGUUCAGCGGGCGAGAGGAGGACGACGACAAGAGUGUUCGGAAAGACACUCUCUGUGGGAUAGAGUGUCAAAGCAGCCUACCACCUAUGGACCAGAAUGAACAAGAGAGGAUUCUGGGAUAUGAGACAAUGCAUGAGAAUGGCACUCGCACUCAUACAGAUAUCAGUUUGCAGGGCUUUAACAAGACGUCUGCAGGAACACCAGCCCACUCACCAGCUCGCACCCGCAGGAAACGACAGGUUUAUGGAACAGAUGGACGCUUUGUGAUCUCCGAUUCUCAUUUCAUCACCAACUAUCCUUUCUCUACCGCUGUCCGCCUCUCCACGGGCUGCUCCGGAGUCCUAAUAUCCCAGAAACACGUGCUGACAGCGGCACACUGCAUCCAUGAUGGGAGGGACUACCUAGAGAGUGCCAGAAAGCUUAGAGUAGGGGUGUUGCAGCUCAAGACUAAAAGGAGAAGAAGUGGGAUGAGGGUAGGAGGGCGACGGAGGAGUGGGAGGAAAGAAGUUGAGGAUCAGAUAAUGGAGGAAGGUGAGGAUCAGAACAGUCUUGAUGGAGAUCUAGUGAGUGGGACACGGGGAGGCAAGGGCAGGAGGCGCAGGGGAAGAAAAGAGGGUGAGGAGGAUGCGGCUGAUGGCAGGAGUACAGGUGACCGACAGAGACGAGGACGAUCUGGGAAGCUAAAAGGUCUCAGACGUACACGACGUAGUGCUUCUGAACCCAAGGAGCAGUCCGUCUUACGCUGGACUCGAGUUAAACAGACCAGAAUCCCUCAAGGAUGGAUCCAAACCAAGACCUCCACAAGCUCGGUGUCCCCUGACUACGAUUACGCUCUUCUGGAGCUGAAACGACCCCUUAAACAGAAGUUCAUGGAGUUGGGAGUGGCGCCCUCCCCCGCCCCGCUGGCACGGAUCCACUUCUCAGGCUACGACGCUGACAAGAGCCUGCUGGACGGGCGCGGAAAUGAGAAGGUGGUUUACCGGUUUUGUUCCGUGGCAAACCAGUCGGACGAUUUGAUGUACCAGCACUGCGACGCUCAGCCGGGCGCCACAGGUGCAGGCGUUUACGUCCGGCUGAGACAGGAAGUGGGAGAGGAAGGCAGGAAGGGGAAGUGGCAGCGGAGGGUGAUCGGGGUGUUUUCUGGCCAUCGGCGGGUGGAGGGGAAGGGAGGGGAGCAGAGGGUGUUUAAUGUCGCGGUGAGGAUUACGCCACCCAAAUAUGCACAGAUCUGUCACUGGAUCCAUGGAGAUCCAAAUCUCUGUAAAGAGGUUUGAGUGCAAAGCGGUGGAUAUAGAAAAAUCAUAUGUUGUCAGUUUCAAAGAGACUGUGCCUGUGUGUAAAGAGACUGUGCCUGUGUGUAUUACUAUAUGCAAGAAGAACGCUUAUUGAAGAUAUUUCCCAGGCAGCUAUAAUGACAAUAUUACAUUGUGCUGUUUGGGAUAUUUUAGAAACCUUAAAUGAGUUCAAUCAGGAUAUAGUAACAAUUUUUCGUGAUACUCAUCUGUGGAGGUCCGAUACAAUGUUACAUUGCUGUUUAUUUUAUUGCACUUAUUAGUAAAAGUACUAUAGCCUUUACGUCAUUAUUGAUGUAAUUAUUGAGACAUUUAAGACUACAUUUUCAUUCUUAGCAGCUUUUUACAUACCGGCCAAGAAAUGCUUAUCUGAGACCAGCUGAACACCUCCGUGGACAGUGUGUCGGGCAAAUAUAUAAUACAGGAAUCCGGCACAUGUCCCUGAUUCUGGAUCUGUGGCCUAUUCAGCAAUUUAUCAGUUUAUUAAGAGAAGAGCAUGACAACAUUCUUCAAUUUGUGAGAGAAAUGUGUUGUUAACUGUUCUGAAACUGUAAUUAUGUGAAGGAAAAGGAAUAACCCCGUUUUGUUUCUCCUGUGUUGCACAAUUAUCAUUUUAUAGUAAAGUAAAUAAGUCAAACCUACUGGUCCUCAUUUCACGUCAUGUUAAAUAAAUAGUAAGUCUACUCUCCACAACAUAUACAUGUAUUUUCUGGUGU
Molecule: messenger RNA, 2461 nt
Organism: Cyclopterus lumpus (lumpfish)
Lineage: Eukaryota; Metazoa; Chordata; Actinopteri; Perciformes; Cyclopteridae
Product: serine protease 23-like
Exons: 2
Coding region: 297-1727 (476 amino acids)
Biological process (GO): proteolysis
Molecular function (GO): serine-type endopeptidase activity
Source: RefSeq, a predicted model, not a curated record